AUGACACUGACAGUGCCUCCCGCGUUGAGCCAGGGCUACGGCUAUGGCAUCAUCCUCGGCGUUGGCUUUGCCUUUGCCUUUUUCAUGAUCACCCUCACGCACAUCCUCAAGCGCUACAACAACGAGGUCGUCACCUCGGAAAUGUUCACCACGGCCGGCCGCACCAUGAAGUCGGGCCUGGUCGCCUCGGCCGUCGUCUCCUCGUGGACCUGGGCCGCGACGCUGCUCCAGAGCUCCGGCGUGUGCUACCGCUACGGCGUGUCGGGCCCCUUUUGGUACGCGUCGGGCGCGACGGUGCAGAUCCUGCUCUUCGCGACGCUCGCCAUCACGCUCAAGCGCCGCGCGCCCAACGCGCACACCUUUCUCGAGGCCGUCAAGGCGCGCUACGGCACCGCCACGCACUUUGUCUUCAUCCUGUACGGCGUCAUGACCAACGUGCUCGUCUCGCUGAUGCUGAUUGCCGGCGGCGCCGCCACCAUCAACGCCCUCACCGGCGUGAGCGCCGUCGCCGCCAUCUUCCUCAUGCCCAUCCCCGUCGUCGCCUACACCUUCAUCGGCGGCCUCAAGGCCACCUUUAUCACCGACUACAUCCACGGCCUGGUCGUGCUCAUCAUCAUCAUCAUGUUCUCGCUGACGGCGUACGCCACCUCGGACAUCCUCGGCAGCCCGUCCAUCGUCUACGACCUGCUCGUCAAGGCGGCCGAGGCGCACCCCGUCGCCGGCAACCAGGGCGGCAGCUACCUGACGAUGCGCUCCUCGGGCGGCGUCACCUUCUUCAUCAUCAACAUUGUCGGCAACUUUGGCACCGUCUUCCUCGACAACGGGUACUUCAACAAGGCCAUUGCCGCCCACCCGGCGCACGCCCUGCCGGGGUACAUCAUCGGCGGGCUCGCGUGGCUGCCCAUCCCGCUCGUGACGGCCACGACCAUGGGUCUUGCCGCGCUGGCGCUCGAGUCGAGCCCGCGCUUCCCCACCUUCCCGAGCCGCAUGAGCGAGGCGGACGUGUCGGCCGGUCUGGCGCUCCCGUAUGCCGCCGUGGCGCUGCUGGGCAAGGGCGGCGCCGCCGCGACGCUCGUCAUGAUCUUUCUGGCCGUGACGUCGUCCUUCAACUCGGAGCUGGUCGCCACGUCGUCCAUCUUCACCUACGACAUCUACCGCACCUAUUUCCGCCCCAACGCCGGCGGCAGGAGCCUGAUUUGGAUCUCGCACAUGUGCAUGGUCGUCUAUGCGACCAUCAUCUGCUGCAUCUCGGUCGGCCUCUGGUUCAACGGCAUCUCGAUGGGCUACUUGUACCUACUCAUGGGCGUCCUCAUCUCGGCGGCCGUCAUCCCGGCCACGCUGACCCUGCUCUGGGAUGGCCAGAACAAGAUGGCGGCCCUGCUGUCCCCCAUCUUUGGCACCGCCUGUGCCAUUACGGCCUGGCUGGUCACGGCGAAGAAGUCGUGCGGCGCUCUCACAAUCGAGUGCACCGGCUCCAACACCCCGAUGCUGGCGGGCAACGUCACUGCCUUGUUUGCGCCCCUGGUCAUGAUUUCACUCUGCGCCGUCGUCUUUGGCUUUGACAAGUACAACUGGAAGUCGAUGGGUCUCAUUCGACAGGCCGACGAUCACGAGCUCAUUGCAAGCUCUGGUCUGAGCGAAGAGGCACAAAGAGAGGUCGAACGCCGCGCGGUCAACCAGGAAGAGGAAGAGGCACAGUUGUCACGCGCAUUCAAAACCUCAGUCACCGGCACUGCCAUUCUCGCGGUUUCGCUCCUGGUCCUCUGGCCAAUGCCAAUGUACGGGUCGCGGUACAUCUUUUCAAAGUCCUUCUUCACGGGCUGGGUGGCUGUCGGUAUUGCUUGGAUUUUCCUAUCGCUGUUUGCCGUCGGUAUCUACCCGCUAUGGGAGAGCAGAGAGACGCUGAUCAAGGUGACGACCAUGAUGUUGCGUGGAGGCCGUCUGCCAAAGCGGCAAGUCAUCGAUGGCGAAGCAGUCAAGGCGGAGGAGACGAGUGGAUCUGCGACGCCUCGGGAUAUGGAGGAGGAGUCGAAAAAGUAG
Molecule: messenger RNA, 2040 nt
Organism: Cordyceps militaris CM01
Lineage: Eukaryota; Fungi; Ascomycota; Sordariomycetes; Hypocreales; Cordycipitaceae
Product: urea active transporter
Exons: 3
Coding region: 1-2040 (679 amino acids)
Biological process (GO): putrescine transport; urea transmembrane transport; spermidine transport
Cellular component (GO): plasma membrane
Molecular function (GO): urea transmembrane transporter activity; putrescine transmembrane transporter activity; spermidine transmembrane transporter activity
Source: RefSeq, a predicted model, not a curated record